Molecule: messenger RNA, 5338 nt
Organism: Scomber scombrus (Atlantic mackerel)
Lineage: Eukaryota; Metazoa; Chordata; Actinopteri; Scombriformes; Scombridae
Gene: cc2d2a
Product: coiled-coil and C2 domain containing 2A
Exons: 38
Coding region: 1-5004 (1667 amino acids)
Biological process (GO): protein localization to ciliary transition zone; non-motile cilium assembly
Cellular component (GO): ciliary transition zone
Source: RefSeq, a predicted model, not a curated record
AUGAUACGCAAGCAGGAAUACAAACAUUGCAGCUGCUUUCUGCUAUUUGUUAUUUCACAGAGGAGUACAGUCGUCACCCUGGCUUCUUCAAGUGAUAUCCGAGAAAAACUGCGCAAUAAGCGGCGAGCUUUGCAAGGCACUUUGGUAAAAAACAGAAAUGAAGACGACGUCCAGGACCCUCAAAGCAGCGAGGAAGACCCAGGAGAGACUCUGAAACGCACAUUAAGAGCUCAAAGACAGAGGCGGAAGAAAAGGCUGCUUGAACAGUCUACAACCCAGGAUGAUGAUGAAGAUGGUGAUGUGGAGGAGAUCUCCACCAUCCAGCACCACACUGAAGAUGAGGGAUCAGCUGAUAAGACAGCUGACUCAGUGGUUUCAUCAAGACCUCCAACUGGUUCUCAGAGAGGUCACUCUUCAAUAAUUCACACUUCCAGCUCUCAACAAUUAGACGACUUUGUGACACGGCGCCUGGAGGAGAAGCUGAGAGCGGCCAGGUCUAAAGGUGAGAGCCUCCAGCUACAGGAGGCCUCUCUAGAGCCACCCAGUCGCCUGCAGAGCCUCAGAGACAGAGACACCGUAACAAGGUUUGACAGAGAGGGUGAUUCAGACAGGGACGGCAGACAUGAUGUCCCUCUGUCACUUGGCACCAGGGUCAAGUUCCGAGAAUCAGCAAGACGAGCAGAAAAAGGCCUGCCGACUGCGGAGGAGGCCUACAAUUUCUUUACAUUCAGCUUUGAGCCAGAUCCUGAAGAUAAGACUGAGAAGACGAGUAGGAAAAGACAAAAGCAGAGAGGAACAACAGAAGAGGACAGAGAUAAUGAAGGAGAAGAGGAAAUUGAACAGCAGGAAGAUGCUGAAGUCGACGAAGAUAACCAAGAUGAAAAUGAAGAUCAGGGUGAAGAAGCUCCUCUUGUGCAAGAUAAAGAGGAUCUAUUCGUCAUUGAACAAUCAUCCCAGGACUUCUUGGAAGUGAAGAAAGCAGAGUAUGCUGGGUACCGAAAACUUUUUCAGAGAGAAAAUGAAGUCCUAUACACGCCAAGUUUUCAAACAGUCCCAACCUCCAUUAAACUGCCUGAAAACAUGAAGCCCCGUUAUCUGGAGGAUGAGGGCCUGUACGUAGGAGAGAGGCCCCCUGUGUCUCUGACCAAUGAGAACAUUCUGGAGAACCGCAUUUUGAAAAUGGAGGAGGGAAAAAAGUGGUUUGGAGAUGAUGGCAGAAUCAUGGCUCUGCCUGACCCAAUAAAAGAAUCAUCCACAAGACCUCCUCUCUUUCACAUGGAGGAGGACCUGGACCCCGCACUGCACACUGUGCACAGGAAGGCACUCAAAUCCAAGUAUGCAAAUCUGUACAUUGCUGGUGCAGCAGACCCUGAGGGAGACUACCAGCUUGAUGUUGAUGUCUCGGGACUUAUCUUCUCUCAUCAUCCACUCUUCAGUCGCGAACACGUCCUGGGGGCCCGUCUGGCCCAGCUGUAUGACAAGCACCUCACCAGGCAGCACAAUAACGUCACAGGACACCUCACUGACAAGUUGAACGGAUUGAGGAACGCACUGAGAAACAUCCUUGAGAUCCACGGCGGGCAGAGCCUCACUCAGGCCAUGCAGCAGCGGAUAUCUGAGUACAGUCUGGAAAUUAGGAACACUCGGCAGCUGCGAGACAGCGAGCAGGAGAAAGACAGGACUCUUCUGAAGAAUGUAGUUAAAGUAUGGAAGGAGCUCAAGGCCCUGAGAGAGUUUCAGAAGUUCACCAACACUCCCUACAAGCUCUAUCUCAGAAGGGAAACUGUUGAUCGUGUGACAGAUGAGCGAGAAUUCGAAGAUGAAAUCUUGGCAGAGGUUGUGGAGUUGGAGGCAGAGAGCGAGGAGGACUACCAGAAAAAGCUGUCUGAGUACAAGAAACAGCUGGAGGAGUGGAAACUCUGGAGAGGGAAACAGAAAGCCAAAAAGAAGAGGAGAAAAAAGAAGAAGAAAGGACAGUCACAGGAUGAGACAGAAGAAGAGGAAGAUACUCAGGAACUGAGUGAAUCGGAGGGGCCCGUUGAAGAAGGCCCCCCAAAGCCAGAGCCUCCAGAGAAGCCAGACUUUGACUCAGUAGAGCAGCAGGUCAGAGAGAAAGCCUUCAAGAUACGCAGGAAACCAGGAGAGCCCAUCCUGGUCCCUGAGCUGUCUGCAUCUGGAAACAUCACUGCCAGUGAACUUUGCCCCAGGGCUGAAGUAGCUAGAAGAGAAGAUGUUACACGACGCUCUCUUUUCAUCAAGAUCUUAUACAACGACAAAGAAGUUUCCCGAACGGACAGCCGGCCCCUCAACACUGAUUUCAGAGUGCACUUUGGCCAGAUUUUCAACCUCAAGAUAGUUAAUUGUCCCCAAAGCAUUAAUUUGCAGGUGUUUGAGGAGAUUGGCUCAUCGUGCUCCCUCCUCGCACAAGUGUACAUUCCAGUGCCAGAGCCCACAGUCUUGACAGGCAACGUCCCUCUUGAGGAAUUUGAGUUCAGCAGCAACCAGAGAGUGAUGUUCGACCACGAGGGCGUGGGAAGCGAUGUGCCCCUCUCCUUCGAGGCUGAUGGAAGUAACAAACAGACCCUUUUGACCUCUGGGAAGGUGUCAUGCUGUGUUUCUUGGGGGAUCGGGGAGGAUGAUGUACCCCUCGCCCCUCCUGUGUCUCAACAACCUGGCGGCAUACACAGUCAUCUUGAUGCUGUCACCUUUAUCGGGGCAUCUGGACUUUACGACAUGAAAAAAAUCGGGGAGUGGGCCACACAGUCACGACUGGACCCCAACGAUCCAAAAAAUGCUUCUAUCAUGCAGCUGCUCAAAGUGGCCAGCAGUGGAGAGGUGACAGCUCCGGAGUAUUUCCGUCUGGAGCAGCUGCAGGAAGAGUUUAACUUUGCGACUGAUGAAGAGUUGGAUAGGUCCAAAAGAUUCCGCCUGCUCAGGCUGAGGAACCAGGAAGUUGCAGAGUUUCGGAAUUACAAGAGUGUUCCCGCUCUGGAAAGAGAGGUCACUGAUAAAGUGUUCCAGGAAUACGAGAAGAGGCUGAAAGAAGGAGAGAUAAUUGACACCAAAGAACAUCUGGAUUCACACAGAGCCUUAGUAGCCAAAUAUCUUCAAAAGAUCCGAGAAUCAGUCAUCAACAGAUUUCUUCUUGCCAAGCAUCACUAUCUUCUAUCUGACUUGGUCAUAGAAGAGGAGAUACCGAGCAUUGGGAUUCUGGGAUUAAAUCUUUUCAAGCUGGCCGAACCUAAGCGGCCACUGAAACCUCAGAGGAAAGAAAGAAAGAAGGUGACAGCUCAGAAUCUCUGUGACGGAGACAUUAAAGUGCUGGUCAACAUCAUCCGGGCAUACAAUGUGCCCACCCGCAGGCCUCAGAGCAAUAAUCCAGGACAAGCAUCUCAGACUGCCCUCCAGAGCAGUGAUUGGCUCCUCAGUCAGGUACAAGUGAGACCGUUUGUGGAGAUUUCCUUCCAGCGCACAGUACUUCAAACAACCACAGCCGAUGGACCGAACCCCUGCUGGAAUGAGGAGCUGCAGCUGCCAUUCAGUGCCCCAAAUGGUGACUACAGCACUGCCAGCUUGCAGUCAGUCAAAGAUGAAGUCUUCAUCAACAUAUUUGAUGAAGUGGUUUAUGAAACUGGAGUGAAUGACAAAGACAGAGGAAAGUCGACACACACCUGGGUGGAGAAGCACUGGCUGGGCUCUGUCAAGAUUCCUUUCAGCACCAUUUAUUCUCAGUCCAGGAUCGAUGGAACAUUCAAGGUGAACACACCUGCAGUGCUGCUGGGGUACAGCAAGGAGCGGCUCCAUGGAAAUAAUGGCGGUUAUGACACGUUGAGAAGUCUGAGUGAGGGAGCAUUCAUCACCAUGUUCAUCACUAUCGAACCUCAGCUGGUGCCUGGAGAGUCUAUCAGGGAAAAGUUUGACAGCCAAGAGGAGGAGCAUUUACUGCAGGCUGCAGAGAGAUUUGAGAGAGAUGUUGCACUGGGCUACCCGGACCGACCCUGUAUUUGCACGGUCAUAGAUCUCAAUGGGAAGACGGUCUUCAUCACACGUUAUAUCCGGCCACUCAACCCGCCACAGGAGCUACUGGACGCCUUCCCCAAUAACACCCAGGAGACCACGGCCCUGGUUGCUCGAUUUGUCUCACUCAUCCCAUCUCUGCCUGACAGAGUUUCAUUUUCUGGUGUCUGUGACCUGUGGAGCAGCUGCGAUCAAUUCCUCACCCUCCUGGCAGGUGAUGAAGAGGAACACGCUGUACUGUUGUGCAACUACUUCCUAUCAAUGGGCAAGAAAACCUGGCUUAUCAUUGGUACUGCUAUACCAGAGGGACCCACGGCGUAUGUCUUGACCCAUGAGCAGAGCCGCUACCUGAUCUGGAAUCCCAGCAGCGGUCAGCACUACAGCCAGUAUGACAGCUUCUGUCCACUGCAAACAGUUGGAUGCCUGGUCAAUGCUGAUAAUAUGUGGUUCAACAUUCAAGAGUACACCUUACCAAUGAGGAUGAGUUUUGACAUCACAAAAAACAACUUGUGGAAACCAUUUUUCUCCCGAUCGUUCUCUCACCCGGGGUUGUCGAGUGUACAGCCAGAGGAGCUGGUAUAUCGCCGCUCAGACAAAGCAGCUGCAGCAGAGCUUCAGAGCAGGAUUGAGAAGAUCCUGAAGGAGAAGAUCAUGGAGUGGCGCCCUCGUCACCCAACCCGCUGGAACCGCUACUGCACCUCCACCCUAAAACAAUUCCUGCCCAAAUUGGAGCUGAGCGGGGGACGGGACGUGACUGAAGGGCACCGUCAUGAGUUGCAGAGCCUGCUGGGAGACAACAGGAUUUCGGGAUUCCCCCUGCAUCUACCAUUCUCUGAGAUUCGGCCUAUCAUAGAGGCAGUGUACAGCACAGGAGUUCACAAUGUUCAAGCAUCAAAUGUGGAGUUUGCCCUGGCUGUGUAUGUGCACCCCUACCCUAAUAAUGUCCUUUCUGUGUGGGUGUACCUGGCCUCACUUGUCCGGACAUGACGUGACCCUUCUCUACCACAGUGCUUUGCAGCUGUUGUGUAUGUAUAUAAAUGACCUUCAGUAAUUUAAAUUGAAGACUUUAUGUUUUUAGAUUUGCUGCCACUAUUGUAUAUCUCAUCAUGUAUAGGAGGAGGAUACUCAUUGAGUAUCAAAUACAACAACCCUGCAUUAAAUCCCAUCUUGCUUUUCUUGACUGUCAAAUAGCUAUUUUUGAGGUUAUAGCUUGUGUUGCUGUUAUUAUGGAUGGUUUUACAAUGCUGUUCUAAUGUUUUGUCUACCUACGCUUACGUACUUGGAGAACAGAAGCAUUAAAAUAUACAGAAACACUUUUACA